CACCAAUCCCUCCCCUUUGGGUUACCUUGGCCAUACUUUCUAGUCUAACGGUCAAAUUUCUCCUCUUUUUUUCCCCCCUUUUCCGAGAGCUUCUCUUUCCCUCGUUGGGUGUAUCCCGUAAAUGAUUACGGCCACGCAAGUUCCAUUGUCGCGCUCAAGUUCAGCCAAGAUGACGUCGACACGGAACCCUCUCCAGGACUUCAUUCUCACUCCGCAGCAACAGAACCUACUGUUUGCCGCUCUCAAUUCCAAUAAGCCCGGCACCAACUUUACGAACGCGGCGCUAAGCCUGUCGCCCCCGCCGUUGGACGCUUCACCAGACAAGGGCCCCGACACUGUCAACAGUUUCCAGGAAAGCCCUGAUCUGGACUACGACUAUGAUUUCGGUGGUCCCGAUUCGAGUUUUGACUUCUCGUUUGACCACAGCAACAAUCCCAGGAUGAUUGGUGACCUGCCUGGUGCAUCAAGCUCCAAGUCUGAUUCCCCCGAGACCGAGUCGCUGGAUAAGCGGAGCCACCCUGACGACGACGACGAUGACGAAGAUUCACCCGGUGGAGCCAAGAGACGAGAGAGCGAGGACAAGGUCGCCAAGAAACCGGGACGCAAGCCCCUCACGACCGAACCAAGUUCUAAGCGAAAGGCCCAGAACCGCGCGGCUCAGCGGGCAUUCCGCGAGCGCAAGGAGAAGCAUCUCAAGGACCUUGAGACUAAAGUCCAGGAGCUUGAGAAGGUCUCCGAGGCUACCAACCACGAGAAUGACCUUCUCCGUGCCAAGGUCGACAAGAUGACGGUCGAGUUGAAUGAGUACAAGAAGCGCGUCUCCGUAAUCGCAAACAGCCGGCCCGCUUCUGGCCCGUCCCCGCUCAAGCCGUGGGGCUCAACCUUGACAAACAACUUGAAUGAUGUCAACUUUCAAUUCGAGUUCCCCAAGUUCGGCUCCCUUCCCGGGGCUCCGGCCGCGAAUGUCGCCAAGAAAACCGCUUCCGCUUCCAUGUCGACAACGCGGAGCAACAGUGGUCAACUCAGUCCUUCCGAAAAGCCAAACGACGGUAUCAGCCCAAGCAAUUCCAGCAGCUAUAGUCAAGUUGGUCUUGAUUCGCAGACCAAGGAGGAUUUGGCAAACCUGACUGCCAACCUCUUCACGCCUCCCCUCAGCUACGGAUCUGGCGCAAGUGGCUCCACAGUGGGCAGCCUGGAUUCGCACUUCAAUCUUGGGGUCGUAACAUCGACCAGCUCGCCCUCAGCUUCGUCCAAUUCCAACGCGGGCGGUCCAAGUUCUUCUUGCGGGACGUCCCCGGAGCCUUCGGCUCAAUCACCGACGGCAUUCAAGCCCCUUGAUACCUUGAGCACAAUUGGAGAAGAACAGCCCGGCAAUGGAAUACCAGAUUUCUCCAACUUUGAUGCAAACUUCAGCUGGCUUCCAAACAAUUUCCAGUUUGAUCCGCAGCUCUUCGGGGGCUAUAGGGAGUCUCAAGAGAAUGUGUUGACUACCGGUCUCGACGACAGCUUCUUCAACGAGGCUUUUGAGAUGGAUUUCACAACGCCAUACAACCUGCCUGUCGCGACUCCGGUGGUGCCACCCAAAAACGACCUCAUCUCACAAAUUGAUGCUGCCAAGAAUACCGACGAAAGUUCGUACACUUGCAACAAAAUAUGGUACGGACAAUUGGAUACAAAGCUAUAUGUUUGCCACCUUGCUAACAAUGCUUGUAGGGAAACAUUGCAAAAGUGCCCCAAGGUUCAGAACGGCGAUUUCGAUUUGGACGGUCUCUGCUCGGAUCUGCAGAAGAAGGCCAAGUGCUCUGGCAGCGGUGCUGUGGUUGAUGAAAAGGACUUCAAGAAGGUGAUGCAGAAGUAUCUGGGAAAAUCGGACAAGGACAUGGCCGAGUGUGACUUCCAACUCUCUACUGCUACCGCAGAAGCCUAGGACGACAUCCUCACAGUUCUAGUAUGCCUGCUUCUGUACACUUUGUAUAACCGAUUUCCGAUUUCUAGGGGCCACGUCUCGGCUUGCGGUUCGCAUACUCGAAGAGUGGCGGUCAUUCUAGGAGCAUGCUGGUUUCAUUUUCGUGGUUUGGUGGUAUGGAGGCAGGCGCCUGGUCAUAUAUACCUCAGGUGUCUUUAUUUUUGUUGGUCG
Lasiosphaeria miniovina is the source of this 2137-nucleotide messenger RNA. Its product is annotated as transcription factor PAP1-domain-containing protein. Gene Ontology annotation, biological process: regulation of DNA-templated transcription. Gene Ontology annotation, molecular function: transcription cis-regulatory region binding; DNA-binding transcription activator activity, RNA polymerase II-specific. NCBI's taxonomy places the organism in Eukaryota, Fungi, Ascomycota, Sordariomycetes, Sordariales, Lasiosphaeriaceae. Bases 122 to 1927 code for a protein of 601 amino acids. Gene Ontology annotation, cellular component: RNA polymerase II transcription regulator complex. The transcript has 3 exons. The record is from RefSeq and is a predicted model, not a curated record.